CUCACACACACACUGCACUAAAGGAGAGAUGCUCACCUCCUGCUGUUUAUGUUUUAACUGACAUUCCAACAGAAGGCAGCUGCAGUAGAUAAAUGAAUUAACAAUGUCAUCAUCCAAAAAAACACUAUUGCUGCUGGUUUAUGUAUUAUGCACGUUCCGCUCCGCGCGUUCGGGGGACUCUGGAGACGCCAGACCCUGCUCCGGAUCACACUGUCCGGGAGGCAGAUCGCCCAGACCGCCGCGACAACACAGUCCGACAACACAGAGCAGAUCAAUAAAUCAACAUCAUGCUCCCUUCAGCUUUUCAUCUGAACAUCACGCCACGUUUCUGUCCCAGCGCGGGCGGUCUGGAGACCAGACCAGGGAAACCGUCCAGACGCGCGUCGCUGGAGUGUUUGAUCCUGUGUGCGCAGAUUGCGUUACGCCUCAAGGACCAGAUCAUGUUGCGAACGACACCGGGGAAUGUAAAGGAAUUGAGUGCCGUCUGCCUCUGAGGAUACGACAGAAGCCCCGAUCGAGACCCUGUGCUGGAGACGGGUGUGUACCCGAGCCCAGCCAACCAACCCUCAUCCAUGUGGCAGACAGAGCCGCUCAGUUUCUGGGGGAAUUUCCGGACAUUGGAUAUCCCGCAUCAGAGGUCGGGGCUCCUCUGGGAGUUCAACUCACGUGUGACAUCAAACCAGGAGAGAAUGAGGUCCCUGCCGAGGACGCACUUAUCCUACACCUACAGCUGGCAAAGGGACAAGAGAAGCUGGUGGAAGCUUUGAGAGCUCAGCAAGUGGUGAUUCGUGAUCUGCAGCAGAGGCUGGUGGAACAGCAGGGAGCCCUCCUCUCCCAGCAGCGUGAGAUACUCAGCCAGCAGCGCCGCAUGUUCGAGCAGAUGGAUGUGGUGAAGGCUCAGUACGGUCUGCUUUCUGAGACGGUCAAGCAAGUCUCUUUCCAAGGUCUGCAAGGAGAACUGCAAAGCCAUUUCGAAAGUCACCUGGCCGAUCUUCAGAACCAAGCACGUAGCCACCUGCAAAAGUCCUAUGCUGUGCAUAAGGUAGAUGUGAACGCCAAAGUGAUGAAUGUAGCUGGGGACGCAGGACGUCCAUUGUUGGGCUGUCGAAUUGCUUGUGGACUUGAGGAAUACUGUGACUUACAAAAGGAUCCACCGCAGUGUGAAAGGUGCACUAUGUGUCCCCCUGGAUUCUUCCUGGUGUCACAAUGCUCCCCCACUGCUGAUAGGAUGUGCCAGGACAGGGAUGAAUGCCUUGAAUUACCGAGCUUGUGUGGGGAGCGAGUAAAAUGUCUUAAUACCCCAGGAGGGUUUCGUUGUCUUGGUGUCUCCGAGAGGGAGAUUUCCACAGGGCUGUGUGGUCAUGAGUACUUCUACAAUAAGGAACUUCAGGAGUGCCAGGCUUGUUCAGACUGUGAUGGUGAGCCUGUUGGCAUUCCCUGCACUUCCACCAGUGAUGCUGUAUGUGGAACUGUGUCUGAGAACAUGCUCUCACAGUCUUGGGCUGCUUCGAUUGUCAUACCACCAACAAAAUCGAAGAGUACUUCCAUCUUUCCAGGGCUACAGCUUAAUAUUCGUGGCAAAGAGGGAAACAACCUAUUGACCAACCAUGAUGAUUACCUCAAUCUCCAACAACAUGGACUGGUCUGGAUAGACUACAACUUUGCACUAAAGCACAGCUGCAGGAACUUUCUCCAGGUCGGGAUACGGAUAAACGGCAGUGAAGAGGAGGGUCGAGACCUUAGCGGGGUUCGAAUUGAGCAACCAGAGAGAAAGUUCUUCCAGGGUGUGACUGUAAGUACAGCAGUUGAAGUGGAACCCAGUCAUAUACUGACACUCGUGCUGAAGAGUCCCAACCAAUACUGCAACCAGAGUAAAGAUAUUCAAGUCUAUGAGCUUGGAGGGGCUUCGUUCAGCUUGCUGUGGUUAUCCCAUGACACCGGUGCCGUGGCCAUGACUGCUCAGAUGUCAACAGCAGCCCACUAUCAGAGUAACCAUCGCCCAACCUUCCGUAUAGCCGCUGUUUCUGAUCCCUACAUAGUGGCACUGACCCACGACAGCCGCGGGGUGCGUUUCAUGGAGAGUGGCGUGGUGAAGUUUGUGCUCCAGCAGGCCAUCUAUUCCAUGGGCCAUGCUUGUGUUCGAGAAGGUUUCUCACUGAUUGCCUACGUCAACCGAAAUGGCACUAACCAGGAGGUGCUACGCUCCUUUAAGUCUGGUGUUAACUACAGGGACACUUCCAUCACCCUUUCCGGAGCCACAAGGGUAGACAGAGAAGACUGGCUUAAUUUUGAGAUUGUUGCCCCAUCUCAGUGCAAUGUCCGCUACUUUGGCGAUAAUUCUGGGAUUAGUAUGAUAAGCUUGAUCUGGAUCCCCACCACUGUCUCCUCUACAUUCACAGCCACUGUCUCAAGAACAGGUCUUCCCUCUGGGGCAGUACGAAAUAAACCCCUGCUUUUCAGGCAGAUGAGCCCGAAUACAGACCAAAUGCGGCUAGCUGGUUCAGGUGAGGCACAUGCCCAGAGGAACUUUGUAUUUUCUGAAGCCGGCACGGUCAGUGUGGCCCUCAACCUAAAGCUGAUCCACUCCUGCAAUGUGGUGAAGCUGACCCUUUACCGGCAAGGUAAGGAUGGAGGUCAGGCCACGUCGUUGGCCCAGCAGGUGGGUGGACAUAUGCCUGAAGGUAGUGAGUGGGCCAGCGUGGGGCUGAGAACUUCAUUCGAAGUACAGAAUGGUACUGCCAUCUAUGUUUCUUUGGACUGCGUUCGUGGGCGAAUCAACCAGAUCACCCAUGAGGGAGGCACCAACAUCUCCAUUCUUUGGUUGGCAUCAUGAUCCCAAAUAUGCAGAUCAAUGGUUUUGUAAUU
Rhinichthys klamathensis goyatoka is the source of this 2865-nucleotide messenger RNA. RefSeq names its product NELL (neural EGFL like) family member 3 (gene nell3). Bases 104 to 2833 code for a protein of 909 amino acids. NCBI's taxonomy places the organism in Eukaryota, Metazoa, Chordata, Actinopteri, Cypriniformes, Leuciscidae. The transcript is spliced from 5 exons. Gene Ontology annotation, molecular function: protein binding; calcium ion binding. The record is from RefSeq and is a predicted model, not a curated record.